Paramecium octaurelia is the source of this 1446-nucleotide messenger RNA. The record is from the annotation of a GenBank genome assembly. NCBI's taxonomy places the organism in Eukaryota, Ciliophora, Oligohymenophorea, Peniculida, Parameciidae.
AUGAAUUAAUUUUGUUCUAUUCCUGAACAUGGAGUUAAUGUAGAAUUCAUCUGUUUAAAUCAAUAUUGUAGGGAUUUCAGAAUAUUUUGCUUUAAAUGUUUAUAAAGUGAGAAGCACAACUCUCAUAUGAAGGACGUUCAUAAAUUAAAAGAUUAUGGGAGAUUAUUUGAUAAUAAAAGCAAUACAAUAUUUGAGGACCUUGAAAGAAACAUAGAAUACGUGAACACCUUAUUUAAAUGGUUAAGAGAUGAAAUGUUCAAUAAUAAUCAUUUAAGCCAAGAAGAAUUUGAAGAUUUAAGUAUUGAACAAUUACAUGAUUAUCUUUGUUCAAAAUUACAAAUGUAGAGUUAGAAACAAUCUAUUUUGGGAACCAUUAAUAAAAAUGUAGACCAUUUGAUCUAAACAUUAAAUAGUUGUAUAAGUGAUUUAGAAUUAUCUUCUUUGGAUAGUCCUGUAAAGAAGAUAAAAGGAGAGUUAAGUACUAUAAACUAUGAACUAAUCAAUUCAACUGAGGAAUAAUAAAUAAAUUCAAUAGCUUUUAAUUUGGACUCUACUGUAAUGGUUGCUGGUUAUGAAUCAAGCAAGAUAAAAGUUUUUGAUUUCAUUGAAGGUGAAUUGAAAAUUAAUUAAGAAAUAAACCUCCAUAAAAAGAGUAUUUAUUGUGUGUAUCAUAUGAAAAAAACCAAAGAAUUUAUAUCUGGCAGUUGUGACAAAACAAUAAUAGUAUUUUAGUAUAGUGAUGAUUAAUAAUGGCACUUAAAAUAAUAAUUGGAGGAACACUAAGGAGGAGUGAAUUGCUUAGUAGUGAAUAGUGAAGAGGAUACAAUUAUAUCUGGUAGUGAUGAUACUCUUAUUAAGAUAUGGAUUAGAGAAAGUGAUUAUUGGACAUGUCAUCAAACACUUAUUGGACAUCAACAUUACAUCAGUUCUAUCAGUUUGAAUAAGACAGAGAACUAGAUCAUUUCAUGUUCUAAACAUCCUUAAAUAUUGAUCCAUUAACAAGAAACCAAGAGUAAGGUUUGGGUGUUGCUGUAGACUAUUAAGGUAACGACUUGGGGAAGGAGACUAUGUUUCAUUACUGAUUCUGUAUUUACAUUCUAACCGGAAAAAAAGGAAUAAUUGCAUGUCUAUGAAUUGAAUUCUAAAACUAAUUUAUUUUAGAAAACAAAAAACAUAUCAGUAGAAAUUGGAACUUGUAAAAUGAAGAGAAGAGGUUGCUUUUGGUUCUUCCCUUAAUAAUUUAUUAGAGAAAAAUCAAUCCUGGUUAAUAAAAAUGAAUGUUCAAUCAAUUUAAUGCUCUUCAAUUAAGAUGGCCAAUUUAUUACAAAAUAAUCAAUAGAUUAUUGCACAUCUGGAGUCUUUGGAAGAAUGACAGAUGAUGGUUAGUAUUUAAUAACGUGGGAUGACAUAACUAGAAGGCUCUAAAUAAGAUAAUUGAAGUAAUGA